CUCUCACUUCUCCCUGCACCUAGAUAGGGUGUGUGAGAUAGAUAGGUGGUAGACACAACAAGCAGACCACACAGACUGAUGGAAGUAGCCUAUAAAUGGUCCUACAGCUCCCCAGCCAAAUUAUACUCAUCGGACAAAAAUAUUAAAGACAGAGCUACUGGUCAGCCCAAUGAGCCCAUAACCUGUCUUUAUAGACUCUUAUCUUGGCAUGGACAAAGGCAAGCUUUUCCUGUUGUCACCUUUUCUCGGAAUGAGCACUAAUGAGUGGAAAGGUGAGGCUACCCUACUGUACAGUGCAUGCAUAACGGCUGUAUAAUUGUUGCCCUCCCAACAAUAGAAUCCUAAUAUAAUGCAAUAAAAUCAUCCCAAAUAGGUGACACAUUCAGUCACAAAACAAUAUAAUAUAAAGCCUAUCGUUUACUUCGACAUUAGCUACAAUCACAGCUCGCAUCGUUCCGUAUCCCUCAACAAAUAACCGCUACUGUAAUCAGCAAGGGCCAUCAUCUUCCAAAUUGCUACAUUCAAAGGAAUAUAUUUGAAAGCCUACUUACAUGUAUAGUAGGCUACUUUUCAAAGUAACACCUCCUCAGAGAGAAUCGCAUCACGAGCAGGUUCCCUUUCCAAAUGGUCCGAAUCCCGGACCAACAGUGUCACUUGCAGCUAAACUCGCACGUCUGCGCUUUGGCUUUCAUCGAUUUGCUGACGUUUUAACGCACUAGUUUUUUCUUCUUCAAAGUCAAGAUAUAUAAUAGGUAUAAUUUUGUCUUUGUUGCGAAAGCAUGAGGGGGACCACUCAUUUCCCCAAUGUACAACGCUGUAAUACAGCCCUCUUCACUAACGAAGUCUCCUUGGAAACAGGGCACAGGACAAGCCUUGCGCUGAUGCUGAUUGCCAGAAUGAAAAAAAGCUUUAUUCACGGUAGUGUGUGUCCCUCUACGUGGGUGUCCCCUUGGUCCUCUCCUAUGGUUCACUCUCAGAAAUCAAAAGAGCAGAAAGUAGAGACUUGGCCUACAUUUGUAAAAUGGGGUGGGGGGCAUUUUGCAUAGGUGGGCUUUCAUAGGCUACCCAAAAAUCCUACACAUUUAAUAUAAUGUCCAGUGACAAUUAGAAAUGUGUUAUAUAUCACUGUUACAUUGUGUUGUUGCUUUGUUUAAUUUAUCACACUGACACUAUUGUCACCAGGCCUAUAAGCAGGUUAUGCUCCAUUCAGCUCACAAUAGAAGAUGAAACCUGGUCAUGAAUGGACAUAUCUUAGUUGUAAAGUCAGCCACUCAGCCUGCAAUAUCCUGUUACACAGCCCGACACUGGAUCCUAUGGUGAAAAAAGGGGCAGGGGGUAUUCUCUCUCUCCCUGCCUGGCUAUUAACUUACUACACAUGGAGGACCCUCCUUUGUGUCCCACCAUUACCAUUAGGGGAAGUUGAACAUUGUCGCUUGGAUUUGAGUAAAAUCAACCUUCCACAGUUCAAGGGCAAUCCCUGGCAACUGAUAUCAAAUAAAAUAAAAUAAAAUGUAUUGUUCACAUACACAUGGUUAGCAGAUGUUAUUGCGAGUGUAGUGAAAUGCUUGUGCUUCUAGUUCCGACAGUGCAGCAAUAUCUAGCAAGUAAUUUCUAACAGUUCCACAACAAAAACGUAAUACACACAAAUCUAAGUAAAGGAAUGGAAUAAGAAUAUAUAAAUAUAUGGAUGAGCAAUGUCAUUAUCAGAGUGGCAUAGGCUAAGAUGCAAUAGAUAGUAUAGAAUACAGUAUAUACAGUGGGGGGGAAAAGUAUUUAUUCAGCCACCAAUUGUGCAAGUUCUCCCACUUAAAAAGAUGAGAGAGGCCUGUAAUUUUCAUCAUAGGUACACGUCAACUAUGACAGACAAAAUUAGGAAGAAAAAUACAGAAAAUCACAUUGUAGGAUUUUUUAUGAAUUUAUUUGCAAAUUAUGGUGGAAAAUAACUAUUUGGUCAAUAACAAAAGUUUCUCAAUACUUUCAACUCCCUCCAAAGAUGUUUUAUGGGGUUGAGAUCUGGAGACUGGCUAGGCCACUCCAGGACCUUGAAAUGCUUCUUACGAAGCCACUCCUUCGUUGCCCGGGCGGUGUGUUUGGGAUCAUUGUCAUGCUGAAAGACCCAGACACGUUUCAUCUUCAAUGCCCUUGCUGUUGGAAGGAGGUUUUCACUCAAAAUCUCACGAUACAUGGCCCCAUUCAUUCUUUCCUUUACGCGGAUCAGUCGUCCUGGUCCCUUUGCAGAAAAACAGCCCCAAAGCAUGAUGUUUCCACCCCCAUGCUUCACAGUAGGUAUGGUGUUCUUUGGAUGCAACUCAGCAUUUUUUGUCCUCCAAACACGACGAGUUGAGUUUUUACCAAAAAGUUCUAUUUUGGUUUCAUCUGACCAUAUGACAUUCUCCCAAUCCUCUUCUGGAUCAUCCAAAUGCACUCUAGCAAACUUCAGACGGGCCUGGAUAUGUACUGGCUUAAGCAGGGGGACACGUCUGGCACUGCAGGAUUUGAGUCCCUGGCGGCGUAGUGUGUUACUGAUGGUAGGCUUUGUUACUUUGGUCCCAGCUCUCUGCAGGUCAUUCACUAGGUCCCCCCGUGUGGUUCUGGGAUUUUUGCUCACCGUUCUUGUGAUCAUUUUGACCCCACGGGGUGAGAUCUUGCAGUUGUCCUUGAUGAUCUUUUUGGCCUUCCUGUGACAUCAGGUGCUGUAGGUGUCCUGGAGGGCAGGUAGUUUGCCCCCGGUGAUGCGUUGUGCAGACCGCACCACCUUCUGGAGAGCCCUGCGUGUGUGGGCGGUGCAGUUGCCGUACCAGGCGGUGAUACAGCCCGACAGGAUGCUCUCAAUUGUGCAUCUGUAAACGUUUUUGAGGGUUUUAGGUGACAGACCAAAUUUCUAUAGCCUCCUGAGGUUGAAGAGACGCUGUUGCGCCUUCUUCACCACACUAUCUGUGUGGGUGGACCAUUUCAGUUUGUCAGUGAUAUGUACGCCGAGGAACUCAAAACUUUCCACCUUCUCCACUGCUGUCCUGUCAAUGUGGAUAGGGGUACUCCCUCUGCUGUUUCCUGAAGUCUACGAUCAUCUCCUUUGUUUUUUUGACGUUGAGAGAAGUCAUUUUCCUGACACCACACUCCGAGAGCCCUCACCUCCUCCCUGUAGGCUGUCUCAUCGUUGUUGGUAAUCAAGCCUACUACUGUUGUGUCGUCUGCAAACUUGAUGAUUGAGUUGGAGGCGUGCAUGGCUACGCAGUCAUGGGUGAACAGGGAGUACAGGAGGGGGCUGAGCACCCAGCCUUGUGAGGCCCAGUGUUGAGGAUCAGCGAAGUGGAGAUGUUGUUUCCUACCUUCACCACCUGGGGGCGACCCGUCAGGAAGUCCAGGACCCAAUUGCACAGGGUGGGGUUGAGACCCAGGGCCUCAAGCUUGAUGAUGAGCUUGGAGGGUACUAUGGUGUUGAAUGCUGAGCUAUAGUCAAUGAACAGCAUUCUUACAUAGGUAUUCCUCUUGUCCAGAUGGGAUAGGGCAGUGUGCAGGCGAUUGCAUCAUCUGUGGACCUAUUGGGGCGGUAUGCAAAUUGAAGUCGGUCUAGGAUGACAGGUAAGGUGGAGGUGAUAUGAUCCUUGACUAGUCUCUCAAAGCACUUCAUGAUGACAGAAGUGAGUGCUACGGGGCCAUAGUCAUUUAGUUCAGUUACCUUUCCAUUCUUGGAUACAGGAACAAUGGUGGCCAUCUUGAAGCAUGUGAGGACAGCAGACUGGGAUAGGGAGAGAUUGAAUAUGUCCGUAAACACACCAGCCAGCUGGUCUGCGCAUGCUCUGAGGACGCGGCUAGGAAUGCCGUCUGGGCCGGCAGUCUUGCGAGGGUUAACAUGUUUACAUUUCUUACUCACGUCGGCCACUAAGAAGGAGAGCCCACAGUCCUUGGUAGCUGGCCGCGUCGGUGGCACUGUGUUAUCUUCAUGGCGGGCAAAGAACUUGUUUAUCUUGUCUGGCAGCAAGACGUCGUGUCCGCGACGUGGCUGGUUUUCCUCUUGUAGUCCGUGAUUGUCUGUAAACCCUGCCACAUACGUCUCCUGUCUGAGCCGUUGAAUUGCGACUCCACUUUGUCUCGAUAUUGACGUUUUGCCUGUUUGAUUGCCUUGCGGAGGGAACGACCACUCUGUUUGUAUUCUGCCAUAUUCCCCGUCACCUUGCCGUUGUUAAAUGCGGUGGUUCUUGCUUUCAGUUUUUCGCGAAUGCUGCUUUCUGUCCACGGUUUCUGGUUACGGUAGAUUUUAAUAGUCACAGUGGUUAUGACAUCUCCUUUACACUUCCUUAUAAACCCAUAUCACCAUACGAUUGCCUUUGUUUCCCUCCAUCCAUGUUAACAAAACCCCUACUGCUUUCCUUUCACAUGGAUGGGACUCUCGUCAUGGAUACCAUACACUGCUAUGCCUAUGGCCUAUGCAAGUUUCUGGUUGGGUCUACAAGAAGUACUGCACUGUACACAUUUGCGCAAUAUCUCUGUCUCUCUAUUUCCCUCCCCUCUCAUUUAUGUUUCACCGUUCUCCACUCCACCCUAUGAUUUUAUCUCUACUAACUGUAAGUCGCUCUGGAUAAGAGCGUCUGCUAAAUGACUAAAAUGUAAAUGUAAAAUGUAUAGGCCUUUUACCCUUCUACCUCGCCUGAUUCUUUCUCUUUCAUUAUGUUGCCAAUUGUCUCUCUCAUUCCCUCCCUCCCUCUCUGUCUCUCUACCUGGUUGUCAUUUACAGUAACACACCACACUUGACGUAAUUCUCCAACAACAUAGUCCAGACGAAGCUGAUGGGAUUGGCACUUCAACCUUUUCAGCUCUUUGAGGUGAUUCGGGCAUAUACAGUUACAGUGACCAAUGUUAUCAUAUGAAUGUGGUCUUGACUUGCAUAAUCUUCACAUUCUCAUUCUCUACAAUUGAUCCUCUAGCUAGCCUACUGUUUGAUGGGGGUACAUACGCUAUGGCUUGUGCAGACACAGCAAAAGUACAGACACAGCAGGCAUUAAAGGAUUAGGAUUCAUUAGCAGUUUAGGAAAGGAAAAUAGCAUAUUAUUACCACCACAAGGCUUUGGGGUAAGAGCCUGCCCCGUAGGCUCAGCUAGUCCAUCGUCAUAGUAGCAAAUGACUGUAACUAAUUAAUUACUUAGACCACCUGUUCAGAGCAUUGGCCUACUAGGCUACUGUAUCUCUCUCUCUCUCAUUGUCUUGAGAAUCACUAUUUUUAACAAUGCAAACAAUGCUGUUCUGUUUGAGAAAAAAAAAUCAACUUAAAAAUCAACAAUAUUAUAUACAUAUAUAUAUAAAUAUAUAUAUAUAUAUAUAUAUAUAUAUAUAUAUAUAUAUAUAUAUAUAUAUAUAUACUGUAUGUUGUCUUUAAUAAAAUUAAAAGCUCUAAGAGUUGAAAAUGGUUAAAGGCCCAGUGCAGUCAAAAUCAAGAUUUUUCUGUGUUUUAUUUCAUAUUACAAUAUCUGAUGAAACUAACACUGUAAAAGUAUGAAAACAAAUUAUCAGUCUUAUUUCCUGAUAGUUGCUGGUUGAAAAUACUAUCUACAAAGGACCUUCUAAUCAGCAGGUUUGCAUGGGCGGGAGUUUUGGCUUUCCAUGGUGACAUCACCAUGAGGUAAAUUGGUUAAUGGACUAAUAACAAAGAGAGUUCCAAACCUCUCUGCCAAUAACAGAUAGUUUUCAGUUUGAGUUUUUUGCUUAAAAUCUAUUUGACCAUUUUAAUGGAAAGCUAUUACAGUAAGGUAGCCUACUUAAUUGUUCCCCAGAAAUUAUUUGAUAUUGUUAUAAAAACAUCUGCAUUGGGCCUUUAAGUGUUUGGCUGUGUUUGUUUGGCUACUUAUUAUAGGCACAUCACUACUUUGGAGCAGGCCAUCGACGACUCCUCUCCAUCACACUGUUCUGUGUGAUGUUGUCAUAUACACUACAUGACCAAAAGUAUGUGGACACCUGCUUGUCGAACAUCUCAUUCCAAAAUCAUGGGCAUUAAUAUGGAGUUGGUCACCCCUUUGCUGCUAUAACAGCCUCCACUCUUCUGCGAAGGCUUUCCACUAGAUAUUGGAACAUUGCUGCGGGGACUUGCUUCCAUUCAGUCACAAGAGCAUUAGUGAGGUUGGACACUGAUUAGUGAGGUCGCAGUCAGCGUUCCAAUUAAUUCCAAAGGUGUUCGAUGGGGUUGAGGUGAGGGCUCUGUGCAGGCCAGUCAAGUUCUUCCACACCGAUCUCGACAAACCAUUUCUGUAUGGACCUCGCUUUGUGCACGGAGGCAUUGUCAUGCUGAAACAGGAAAGGGCCUUCCCCAAACUGUUGGCACAAAGUUGGAAGCACAGAAUUGUCUAGAAUGUCAUUGUAUGCUGUAGCGUUAAGAUUUCCCAUCACUGGAACUAAGGGGCCUAGCCCGAACCAUGAAAAACAGCCCCAGACCAUUAUUCCUCCAGCACCAAACUUUACAGUUGGCACUAUGCACUGGGGCAGGUAGCGUUCUCCUGGCAUCCGCCAAACCCAGAUUCGUCUCUCAGACUGCCAGAUGGUGAAGCGUGAUUCAUCACUCCAGAGAACGCGUUUCCACUGCUCCAGAGUCCAAUGGCGGCGAGCAUUACACCAGUCCAGCUGACGCUUGGCAUUGCGCAUGGUGAUCUUAGGCUUGUGUGCAGCUGCUCGGCUGAAGCUUCCUUCGAACAGUUCUUGUGCUGAACAGUUCUUGUGCUGACGUUGCUGCCAAUGGCAGUUUGGAACUCGGCAGUGAGUGUUGCAACCGAGGACAGAUGAUUUUUACGCACUAUGCGCUUCAGCACUCGGCAGUCCUGUUCUGUGAGCUUGUGUGGCCUACCACUUCGCAGGUGUUGCUCCUAGACAUUUCCACUUCACAAUAACAGCACUUUCAGUUGACGGGGCAGCUCUAGCAGGGCAGAAAUUUGACGAAAUUGACUUGUUGGAAAGGCGGCAUCCUAUGAAGUCAUCUUUGAUCCAGAUGACUUCAAACUAGCCUAUAUUUUGUAUAUAUAGUGUAAAAGCUCCAUAAAUAUAAAACACUUGAAAGGUUAUGACACAGAGUUUCUAAACCCAGAGGCGCAACAACGCGAGACUCCCGGGAAUGCUUACGAAACAGACCAAACCGACCAGGCCUGUGUUUGGGUUUGAUAAGUCAAUGAGAGAAUUGAAAGAUUCUUCAUUAGUUGUGAAUUUUCUCAAAAUCUAAAGGCACAACUUAGAUUUGACACAAUGUCUUAAGUAGUUUAACAUGUUAUUACUCCAACGUCUUGAAAGUGACAAAACUAAAACGUUUCAUUUUCGUAAAAAUCUACUUUAUAUCGAAGGCGUGCCUUUGAUUUGACGGCCUGCACAUGCGCGGUUCGGCGCGAGACGACCGUUAGACCUGAUGACGUGUUUCUGCGGCUGAGUUUAGCUAGCCAACGUCGCCAUGACAUCGCCUACAAGUGUGAUCGGGGAUUUCUAUUUGAGAAGCAGUUCUUCAUACUGUACUGUACUGUUUUACGCAAACCCAUGUCAUGUGACAAUAGCCCUGAAACUACUUUUGCCUGAAAUGCUCCAAUUGUUGAUUGACAGGUCUUUGAACGAAUCAGAAAACGCAAAUAGACCAGUCUGACCAAUCAGAACGAAGAAAGGGCAGAACUUAGCUCUUGAAGUCCAUACUUCGGUCAUAGAUGGUAUCGAAUGGACGUGGAAAGUUUCAUGUUGGUAACAUAUGGUUGAAACCUUUAUUAGAAUAUGAAUGGAACAACAUACUCAAACUUUGAUAAUCAAGAACAUGUUUUGAAAUUAGGCGAAACAUUUGAGAAACAACCCAAAGGCGCUUACCACACGGUGCGAUGUAAGUGGCAUUUUGAUCAUACUUGCUAGCUAGCUUGCUAUGCUAAUAAUAGCUAGCUAACGCUAAGCCCCCAAAAUAUACGAUUUAAAUUAAAUAACUAGCUAGUUCGUCUAAAUCGAUGUCACUUUAUUAACAGUGAUCCAUUUAGAGUCCUUAGUUUAAACCGUACUAUUACAUGUUUGUACUUUUGAUUGGGCUUUUGGCUAGCCACACUUGUUUCUGGCAUCCAUUGAUCCAUUUGAGUAGCUACAACAAUAGUGGUGGCCUUGUGGCACCAUCUGUUGAUGAACAGUGGUAACUUCAACUUCAUUUUUAUCAGAAUUAACCAAACCAAUGAUGUUUUCGUGCGUAGUCUUCAGUCUGCCCAUAUACGUUGCUGUGUAAUUCAGUAGUUUGGAGCUCAUACUGUUAUUUUAUCUCUUUGAUCCAGAUGACUUCAAACCAGCCUCCAUUGACACAGCCUGUGAGGGGGAGCUGGAGGUGGGAAAGGGAGAACAAGUUACUAUCACACUGCCCAAUCUGGAGGUAAGAAUUAAGCCUUAAAAAGUGCACAUUAAUUAUUCUCCCCCUUUAAUCUCGAUAUCCAUUGAUCAACUGAUUUCCUUGAUUUACCCUUUUACCCAGGGAUCCACUGCCCCUGUAACAGUCUUCAAAGGAUCCAAGAGGCCUUAUAUGAAGGAAUGUAUUCUCAUCGUAAACCACGAUACAGGAGAGUACCGUCUGGAGAAACUCAACAGCAACAUUGCUGUCAAGAAGACCAGGUGGGUGGACAGAGUACGGUCGAAUCGUGUUUAUUUGGGUACACUGUAGCAAAACAUUUUUGCAAUGGAAAAAAUAAUUAGCAUUUCUUAUUGGACACUAACUCCCCAUUUCGAACUGCUUCCUUCUCUUUCUAGAUUCUCUUGUCAUUCUGAUUUGCAAUCUCAGUUGUGUGUGUGUGUUGUCAGGGCUGAAGGAAGCAGUAAGAUCCAGUCUCGUAUAGAGCAGCAGACCAGUCGUUUGAGCCAGCAGAUGAAGACUAGUGGUAAUGGCAGCAGCAGCAAGACCCCAGCAGGCUCCAAGAGCUCUCCUCCCAAAGAGAAGAUGUCCCCUGCCUCCCCCAUGGAUGAUAUUGAGCGAGGUAUGUAGACCACCAGUAGAGCAUCAUGGAUAAAAGCUUUCCUUCUUUCAAACCAUCUACACAAAAACAAAAAUAUAAACGCAACAGGUAAAGUGUUGGUUCCAUGAGCUGAGAGUAUUUUCCAUACGCACAAAAAUCGUAUUGCUUUCAAAUUUUGUGCACAAAUUUGUUUACAUCCCUGUUAGUGAGAAUUUCACUAAUCCAUCCACCUGACAGGUGUGGCAUAUCAAGAAGCUGAUUAAACAGCAUGAUCAUUACACAGGUGCACCUUGUGCUGGGGACAAUAAAAGUCCACUCUAAAAUGUGCAGUUUUGUCACACAACGCCACAGAUGUCUCAAGUUUUUAGGGAGUGUGCAAUUGGCAUGCUGACGUCUGGAAUGGACGUCUGGAAUGUCCACCAGAGCUGUUGCCAGAGAAUUGAAUGUUUGUCUCUACCAAUGUCGUUUUAGAGAAUUUAGCAGUACAUCCAACCGGCCUCACAACCGCCGACUACAUUUAUGGUGUUGUGUGGGUUAGUGGUUUGCUGAUGUCAACGUUGUGAACAGUCCCUUAUGGUGGCGGUAGGGUUAUGGUAUGGGCAGGCAUAAGCUACGGACAAUGAACACAAUGUUAUCGAUACCGCGAUGAGAUCCUUUUUUUUUUUUUUUUUUUUUUUUUUUGGUUAUCUGUGACCAACAGAUGCAUAUCUGUAUUCCCAGUCGUGUGAAAUCCAUAGAUUAGGGCCUAAUUUAUUUAUUUCAAUUGACUGAUUUCCUGAUAUGAACUGUAACUCAGUAAAAUCUUUGAAAUUGUUGCAUUUUAUAUUUUUGUUCAGUAUAGAUUCUAGUCCAUGGUCAUAUAAAUGAAACAAUUGCUAUGUUUGUAAAUCCUCUUGUGUUGUGAUUCAAGAUCAGAGGUGACAUCACUGUUUUUCUGUGUGUCCGCGUGUCUGUUCCUGUAUGAGUGUGUCUGUAUGUGUGUGUCCGUCGUUGUCUCUUUGUGUGUGUGUGUCCGUUGUUGUGUAUCUCUGUGUGUGUCUGUGUGCUACAGAGCUAAUGGCGGAGGCGCGGGUCAUGGACCAGAUGAGUAGUGGGGACUCGUCCUCAGACUCCCACAGCUCCUCAUCCUCCAGUAGUGGGGACAGUUCCAGCAGUAGUGACUCUGAGGACGAGUCCCGGCGCCCCCCUCCCCCUGGGGGUCCCCCCACAGGGCCACCACCCCACCAGGGCAUGCCUAUCCUCACCACCGUCACCACCACCACCACCUCCUCCCAACCAUCACCAACUCGCAGUGGAGGACACCUAUUGAGCACACUAAGUAAGUUCAUCCUUCUCUCUUUCGUUCUCUCUCUCUCUCUUACUCUGUGUGUCCGUCUCUCCUCGCCUUUAAAAUUUGAAUAAUUCGCUUAAUUUCAGUUUGUGACAAAACAAUAAUCAUUAUACCAUCUAAACCACUCUGAAAUAUCAUUUCAAUAACCAAAAAUAUUGGAUUUUCAGCUGUUUGAAGCUGGUGUACAAAACAGAGUAAAAGACACAAAGACUAAACUUAAGAACAGGAAGCAUAACAUCUUAGACUUGCUUUCAAUUAGAAUUUGGUCGGUCGCCCAAAAAGUUACAUAUCGCAGCUUUAAAUACUUGAAUGUAAAAUAGAACCAUUCUAUAUUUGUAUUGCCAUAUCAGAAAUUCUAUUUGCAUUACUGUGGAUGUAGGCUAGGGUUGGGCGAUGUCUGGAAUGACACAUCGUCCCAUCGACCUGUCCAAACAUUGUUGAUAUUCGAUUGUAUCGUCAAUUCUUUUUAAAACCCGGGGCUGGGGGGGAGUGUGUUGUUGUGUUGCCUAGCAAUGCAGUAAACGAUCUGUAAUGGAGUCUCUGUGUCAUGCACAAAUCACCCGAUUAGAGUGUUAUCAUUAGACUACAAUGUGGAAAUCAUCUUACCAAUAUUAUAUUUUCUUGUGUGCAAAUAAAUUUAAUAAAUACAAACCAAUCAUAUGUUGAUAUGUGGUACUGAUAACUUUGAAUGGUGAUUUGGAACCAAACAUUGUAGGCUUACAGUGUGAUACGAGACCCUUUCAAUGGUGAUUUCGGACAAUUUCGACUGAGAUCAAGUGCGCAUGUUCACCAUAGAAGACAUCAAUGGGCAGUCUUCUUGGGAGAGCUAAGUAAACAGCCACACUACCUACUCAAAGAUGUAAUCAGAGGAGAUGAUGACCCACUGGUUUGGUGGAGAGGGAAUGAUGGUCGCUUUCCGCUCUUGCCAACUUUGCCUGCAAAUACCUCUGCAUCUGUGCAAAAAGCAUUCCGUUUGAAUGUGUUUUCAGUAGGCCAACAGCAGGCAAUAUUGUUACUCCACUCUGCUGUCUAUUAAAGCUAGAAAAGGUCAACAUGCUUGUGUUCCUUGACAGAACUUUAGGUCAGCUAAUAUAUAAUGACAAAACUAGUCAGAAUGGUUCUUCGUUGCACUUUUAAUUUUAAUUUUCAAAGCCUGUAUUCAUAGAUGCAUCUUAUUCGAAAUAAAUGUAGCCUAGGCCAAAAUAUUUUGUUGUGUGCCUUAAAAUACUUAUUUGCAGUGUAAUGUUUUGGGUUAAUUUCAUACUUAUUUUGUUUAUUUAUUUUGUAAUUUGUAGCCUACCCAAAGGUGGGUUAUUAUUUUUUAUAGGCGACAUUUCUUUUUUGUUCCCGCUUAUCGAAAGAGCUGCUUUUGGAGCCAGUUGCGCAAAAGGACAUGAAUAAACACUUCCACAGAAAUAUUCAUUUAUAAGUUUAACUUGUACAAGUAACGUUUACUCUAUUGACUGUAGCCUAGUGUAGGUCUAUAAUAUUGGCUGUUUGGUUUACAAGGAUUUUCCAGCUGCACACAAUUCGUUUUUCCUAAAGCUUUGGUCAGGUGGAGGCCAGAAACGUACAAGAUUUGUUAAACUUCCCAUUCGAUUAUUCUAUCUGGCAAUUGUUGGUACUCUCUUUCUCAUUAUUACCAUAUCAUGUUUUUAUUUAGGCUAUUCACAAACAACAUAAAACUUUCUGAGAUAGAACUCUGUUAUUGGACUCCUAGAUUCAUUUGAAAGUUGGUCAUGACAUUUUGCACAACUUAUUUUUAAUGUAAGGCCUAUACAGAACUCAAACAGGCUAGAAGUGUGUAUUUCCAGUAUUGUAACAUGGUGUGGGGGUGUUGAUGUUUAAUGCACCACUUGAACGCAAUGGUUUUAUAACUUUCCUACUUCCACCUUUUUACAGAGAAUGACCUGCAAUUAAGUGAGUCUGGCAGUGAAAGUGACGAUGACUGACCAGUGAGUGACCACUAUAAUGCUGUGGGUGUAUUAGAGAGGUCAGUCUGUGGACCGCUGCACUGACCUCCACAUGGAUGGGUGUCCUUUAGGGUCACAACAGGAGUGGAAUGAGAAGAGGGAAUAUGGAUGUGAUCUUCUUAAUGCCAAACAAGACUGCACCCCUACACCUCCGGAAGCAACACCCCUCAGCACCCCACCAGCAUUUCAGUUUAAUGUCUUAAUAGUUCUAUCUGUUAGUGCCUUUUUGACAGACAUGGGCCAAUAUUGUGAUCAAUUCUCUUAUCUACACAUUUUAACUGGAUUAUUUUCACUGUUCAUUUUAGUAUUUACUAGUUACUACUAGUUGGCCAAAGUGAACUGGGAACCAUACUGCUGAUUCGAACAGACGAGGUACUGCUGUUAUCAAGGAUGAGCCACAUUAAUAUCAGUAUGGAUAUUCCCCUGCAUUCGCUCAUUUGGAAAGACUUCAAGCAUCAUAGCGUCAGUGUUUCAUGAGUUGUAGUACUUAGCCUUUCUGCUGUGACUGCUGUGAAAUAAUUACUCUUAAAGUAUAGGGGAUAGGUUGAAGCAGUCUUAUCAUUUAUUUUAUUAGGAAUUAUCUUUAAUGUUACUUUUUUGGUUUAAUAUAUGGCCUAGCAACAUAUCAAGGUAGGGGGUAUUUGAGGAAACUAGUGCACUACUUGAAAUUGAUUGAUUUAGCCUAGUGUGGGGUAAAUGCAACUUAAAGAUUUUGCUCAGUGCUGCUAUGUAAUGUAUUUGAAAGAUGACUUGGCUUUGUAGCUUUAAACCUUCAAUACUUGAAUCUGACUUAUGAUUAUUUAUAUUUUACAUAUUUACUCAGAAAGACCAACAGCUUAAUAUAUUCUAUGGGCAUCAGAGCAAUGGGAGUGUACGUACACUCCUAUAGCCUGAUGCCAGUGAGUCUUACAGCACUGCCUUUCCAUUUACUACUAUCUCUUCUGUUGUUACAGGGGCGUGUCUCAAAAGGGUUUCCUUGAUUCCUUACUGAUUUGAUUCAUCAACUCGUUCUCAAAAUGCAUUGGAGAAGGCUUGAGGAGAGGAAGCUUGGAUCUUCUCCAUUGCGUUUUAAGAAAGAGGCGAUUCAUCAAGGAAUUCAUGAGACGCGUGAGGAAUCCAGGAAAGACUUCUGAGAAAGAGCCCAGGUCAUAUCUCAUAUCCUGCUAUUGCACCAUCUCUGUAAACAGGAAAUUUGUGUUUGUUAGAACAUGUGGUGCGUCGCAAUAAUCUCUCCUUUCUCCCGAAGUGUGCACUUGUUCACGUCCCUUCAUGGAUUUGAAAGGAAAUCACUGGCAUAUGGAAACUCCUCCUAGCCCAUGUCU
Molecule: messenger RNA, 13555 nt
Organism: Coregonus sp. 'balchen'
Lineage: Eukaryota; Metazoa; Chordata; Actinopteri; Salmoniformes; Salmonidae
Source: the annotation of a GenBank genome assembly